AACAUGUUGGUGGAUAAGAUGUAGGAAGACAUCAUAGUACACUUGAGCAAAGAGCAGAAGUAGCAGAAGAAAAUGGCUUCUGAGGAUUGUAAAAGUCCCCUGCUGUUACAACCAACAGAUAUCUCAUGUAGCAGAUGGUGUUCGAAGUUGAUCGAUGUAGAAGAAGCUAAGCACCAGUUGAUGUACGCGUUGCCGAUGAUCGUAGUGAACGGUUGUUUGUACUUGAUCAACCUUGUAUCUGUCAUGGUUGCUGGACAUCAUGGGAAGCUUGAGCUUGCUGCUUCAAAUCUUGCUAAUUCAUGGUGCAUGGUCACUGGUUUUUCUUUCAUGGUUGGCCUAAGUGGUGCACUUGAGACAUUAUGCGGCCAAGGAUACGGAGCAAAAAUGUACAGAAUGUUGGGAAUACAUCUUCAAACAUCAUGCAUCAUGUCAUUCUUCUUUUCUGUGGUGAUUUCUGUCAUCUGGUGGUACUCUGAUAUGAUUUUGAUUUUACUUCAUCAAGAUCCUGAUAUAGCUAGAGAAGCCGGCGUGUUCUUGAGGUUCCUCAUACCUGGAUUGUUUGCAUACAGUUUUCUGCAAAACGUUUUGAGAUUUCUUCAGGCACAGUCGAUCGUCAUGCCUCUGGCUUUCUGUUCAGUGGGAUCUUUAGUUAUCCACAUUGGGAUUGCCUAUGCCUUGGUUCAUUGGACAGAUCUUGGUUUUAAAGGAGCACCAUUAGCGGCUUCCAUUUCGAUCUGGAUUUCAUUCCUCACGUUGUGCCUAUAUGUGUUUUUCUCAAAGAGAUUCAGCCAUAUCUGGAGGGAUGGUCUCUCGUUCGAGCCAGUUCAUCAUAUCCUUACAAACUUGAAGCUGGCUUUGCCCUCUGCUGCCAUGUUAUGCUUGGAGGAGUGGGCUUUCGAGCUUCUUGUGUUAUUGGCUGGUUUGAUGCCAAACUCAGGAACAACUACUUCUGUGGUAGCUAUGUGUGUAAAUACUCAAACCAUAGGCUACAUGAUAUCUUGUGGUAUGAGUUCAGCUGCAAGUACUAGGGUUGCAAAUGAGUUAGGAGCUGGAAAUCCUGCUAAAGCUAAGCAUGCUAUGUUUGUUACUCUCAAGCUAUCUGUUGUUCUUGCCAUUGCAGUUGAUUUGGCUCUAUUGUUUGGCCAUAAUGUCUGGGCUAGCCUCUUCGGUGACAACGCGGAGAUAAUUAAGGAAUUUGACUCCAUGACACCUUUCCUCUUGAUCUCCUUUAUGUUUGAUUUCAUUCAAGGAAUCGUAUCAGGGGUGACUAGAGGAUGCGGAUGGCAGCAUUUGGCUAUGUGCAUCAAUUUGGCAACUUUCUAUUUCAUCGGCAUGCCAAUAGCCGGUCUCCUUGCUUUCAAGUUCAACCUAAAUUCUCAGGGUUUAUGGUUGGGGUUGAUUUGUGGUCUAGCUUGUCAAUCUACUGGUUUGUUGCUACUGACAUUGAUGACCAGAUAGGGAAAAGUACAAGUCUCAGCAAAUAGCAAUAGAGAAGAUGCAAUUCUGGCUUAAGUUAAGCAUGAAUUCAUCACAGGUUACUCAGGGGCGGCUCAAGCAAAUGUAUGGCUUAAGACCAAGAUCAAAUGGAGGCCUUAAGUUUUUAAGAAAAAAUAAUUAUUAUUAUGAAUUCUACUUUUAAAAUUAUAUAAUAGCUUUCUUCUUAUAAUUAUUUUUUAAUUAAUAAUAUAGUCAAUGCAUUAAUUUCUUGAGACA
Molecule: messenger RNA, 1713 nt
Organism: Capsicum annuum
Lineage: Eukaryota; Viridiplantae; Streptophyta; Magnoliopsida; Solanales; Solanaceae
Product: protein DETOXIFICATION 18-like
Exons: 7
Coding region: 73-1458 (461 amino acids)
Biological process (GO): xenobiotic detoxification by transmembrane export across the plasma membrane
Cellular component (GO): membrane
Molecular function (GO): antiporter activity; xenobiotic transmembrane transporter activity
Source: RefSeq, a predicted model, not a curated record